This is a messenger RNA of Mizuhopecten yessoensis (Yesso scallop), 5942 nucleotides long. RefSeq names its product high affinity copper uptake protein 1-like. Gene Ontology annotation, cellular component: membrane. Gene Ontology annotation, biological process: copper ion transmembrane transport. The record is from RefSeq and is a predicted model, not a curated record. The transcript has 5 exons. Gene Ontology annotation, molecular function: copper ion transmembrane transporter activity. The coding region runs from base 255 to 995 and encodes 246 amino acids. Lineage: Eukaryota; Metazoa; Mollusca; Bivalvia; Pectinida; Pectinidae.
AGUAUUGGACUUCUAUUUGGUAUAAAUUGUUGGUUCAUUUUGUGUAUAUGAAUUGACUAUAAACAAUUGUUGUGGAGUACCUUUAUCUGUGUAUGACUUGUGUGCUGUUUGUGUUCCUGUAGAGAUUUGCUUUGGAUUGUUGAUUGCUUUCAAUUCAAACCUUGAUUGAGCUGUUCGUGUGUACUUUCUUUCGUGGUUAGGAGCUUUAACCCCAUUUCGUGGGUACAAACUUCAUGGAUGAUGAGUACCUGUAGAUGAGACUGCGUUACUAUGGACCACGUGUACUGUUGACACUUUGUGUAUUGACCAUCGGUAUAGUUAUCAUUAUGGACCACAAUCACCACCAACACCAUCACCAUGGUCAUGACAUGACCACCACACCAGCUGACCACCAUGAGCACAGUAUUGUUCAUCAAACAGAUCAUAACCACUUUUUGCAUGCUGGCCACGAAAAUGCACAGCACCAUGAAAUUGAUCAUCACCCAAUGUUUUUCAACUUCAACUGGGGUGGAACUGUGCUGUUUGAAUCAUUUACAUUGGACUCAAAAACUGGAGUCUUCUGUCUGAUCCUGAUGACGAUCGUCAUUGGAAUCCUUUAUGAGGCUGUCAAGUACCUACGUCAGUACAUCCACAGAGACGUCACAGUGGCUGAAUACUCGAUAAGGAGCCGUGAGCACCUUCUACAAACACUGCUGUACGUGGUCCAGAUGGUGUGCAGUUACAUUCUGAUGCUGGCGGUGAUGACGUACAAUGUAUGGGUGAUCGUCACCAUGUUGAUUGCCCUGGGAGGGGGCUUCUUCGUGUGUGGCUGGAAGAACAAUCAGAUAGGUGGUCUGGAUAUUGAGGCCCCCUGUCAGCAUGAGUGCCACACCUCCCCUGUUAAACAGGAACUCGGGCACAAUGAGUUCCGCGAGUCCGAACUGGAGCCUCUGAGAGAAGGCAUGGAGACGCAUCCUGAUCUUGACAUUAGCAACACAAGAGAGACGAAGAUCUAACUUUAAUAUCAUGGUCGUUAAGGAGGCAACAUUGAAUUGUUUAUAAUAACAUACCAAGAUCUGAAGUUGAUUUUGGGACAACUUGAGGGAAACCAUAGAGAAUUUUAUGAAAGAGUAAUUGAAUUUGUCACUCCGUUUUGAUGUAGACAGAAAUCUCAACCUGAUAGCAAGAUGUUUAACUUAAGCACAUGGCUUUUCCAAGUGCUUAUCUUUAAAUAGUUGAUCCCAGCGGUUGAGAUUUCCCUGUCUGCAUCACAUACAUGUAAGAGUAAUAGAUUUCUUUUUCUCCCACACUUUCUUAACGUAAUAAUAUGUAAUGGUGAACCUAUUGGACUAAACCGUCAUCAUGUGAUACUUAUAAAUAAUGACGCCACCCAGGUUACAUUGCAUAAAGUGAUUAGGCAAUUGUGAAACUUUCAGAAUAAUAGCGUGUGUGAGCUGUUUUUCCUCGAUACAUAAGUAUAUAGGUAAAGACAGCUUUACAUUUUAUCCUGGUAUAGAUAGGAAUGUAACCUAUGAAGUUUGAGAGAAAUAUAUUUUUGAAGCUAACAUGGUAUUAUACGUGUUGAUAAUACUGCAGAAAUACCACCUUUAUUUUUGGGGAUGUGAUAAUUGUAUUACAUAUUGAGAUUGGAAAUAGACUACAUUAGUAUUUUGUAACUGUUACUGUUGACGGACCAUAUUUUGUGAGAUCCCUGAAUCCCACCUUAGUGCAUUUUGUCAAGUGUUGUACUGUACUACUGUAUAUAACGAAACAACUGAUUGGUCGACUACUGUAUAUAACGAAACAACUGAUUGGUCGACCCAUUUAGUCAACUGACACCGUCCUAGCUGAGUUUUGGUACACACAUGACUUGUACCUUCUAAUUGAGAUUUGCCGCUCACAAAUAACAUGUAAAACUAACAUUCUGGUCAUUUGUUUAAUUUUCACAUGCAGUGACCUCAGAUUAAGUAUGAUAUAAAACGGAGUUUGAUGCAGCCAUUGUGAUUAUAUCUUGUUGUUACUAUUAGCUACACAAUACUGUAUACUGGGAAACUUUCACUGCAGUUAACUUCCGCCUUUUUCAUCCUCCGUAAUGAGGGUGAAUUUAUCACAAUAGUGAAAAUAAGCACACAACAUACCAUAUACAUAGUAAUGACAUGUGAAGGGCCAAAAAAAAAACUUCUUGAAAAAACAAUUAUAUCAUGAUCAGUGAAGGUCGAAAAUUUAACAAGGUGAAGGUUUUCCAGCCUGCAGUAUAUCACCUUUAUGUUUGUUCCUGUGAUGCUGAAUGUAUUGAAAGAUUGUCUAUUGUUCUAAAAAAGAUUUUUUGAUGGAUUUUCUUUGUUUAAGGGUGGUUUACGGUUUUCAAAAACUACAAAAUGGAAAGUAUAUACAUGUUUGUGAGACAAUGUCAAUUGUUAUAAAAAAGAAUUUUUGAUGGAUUUUCUUCGUUUAAAGGUGGUUUACGGUUUUCAAAAACUACAAAAUGGAAAGUAUAUAUUAUAUAUGUUUGCGAGACAAUGUAAAAGCCUGAAGUGUAUUAACUCUUUCACCCCUGUAGACACAUUUAAACUCUUCCAAUUCAAAGCUUGGAAAAGUUCAUUAUGAAAUUUCAGGGGUGAAUGAGUUAAGCUAGCUAUUGCUAUGUUUUAUUUGUUCAUGGGCCAAAGAAGUUUAGAACGCAGACAAGAAAAGUUCUGUACAAUCAUGAAACCUUGUUGGUACCCUCAAUAACAGUAUUUUUUGUGUAAAAUAUGUCUUUGAUACACAUUUGUACCAUCAAACUUGAUUCAUUUAUACGUAUAAUCAUUGUACUACGCAUGUUAGUGUAAUAAACAUGUUCAAUACGCCACACGUUUUUCAAUAUGCUACACAUAGUAAAUUCCACUUUAGAUGUUAAAUCUACUUCACAUAUUUACAGUACGGAACAUGUUAACAUUAUAUACAUAUAAAGUAUUAAUGGCUCUGCCAUAAUUGCAGGAUCAAAUCUUGAAUGUUAAGAUACACAGCAAAUAUAUCCGAACACAAAUCUAGUUGACUUUCUGUAAUUUGUUGAUUUUAUGUCGGUAUAAAUAUUUUUGUGAGGCUAUUGAGAGUUGGUUGUUAAUUCUGGGUUGAACAUUUUAAAGUGCCAGCAGCAACCAUGCUUUAUUGUGAAGUUAUUGAAAUUAAUAUAUUGGGAAUGGAAUAAUGUGUGAUGCAUUACCUUAUUUAGUAACAUACAGUAAAACAUGAUUUACCUGGAACUUGCUUAAUAUGAAAUUGUGCUCAAAACACAGUUAAGUACCAUAUUUAAUAGGACCAUGCAUUUUUAAACAUACUGACCAGGAACAAAGAUAUUUUGCUCAUAACAAAGUUGUAUAUGUGUCUCUUGGCAUGUAGCAUCAAACAUGAUGGCAAACCUUGGGCUGUAGUUAACUAAUUUCUUAGGUUCCUGGGGUUGAUUGUAAACAUGUUUGACUGUAUCCAGUUUUAUACAUGCAUUUAAUUUUAUGUGAGAAUGACAAAUUCAGUAUUUGCACAUCUUCGAUAUUAUGUAGCUAAAAUGUCAUUGCCUUUAUUUAGGCAAAAAAAUAUAAAAUAAGUAAAAUACAUGUCUUUUGAUCUUUGAGUUGUAUGGUCGAUAUUGACAAUGUACUCUAUAUGCUAUGUACUUCACAGAGUGUGCAGGUUUUGUGUAAACUACGGUCCAGUCAGUUACCACUUGUGAGGUUGAUUGUAAAUGCUGUUUUUACGUCGAUAAAGACAAAAUAUUUUUGUGUUACUUAUGGUGCGAUGUAUAUACAAAUGGCCUAUGGGGGUUGUGCAGAUAGGUUUUGCCUUUACCUGCCUGUAUUCAUAGUAACAGUGUGUUUUGAAAUUUCUAGUUGUCUUCAAUAAAACAAAUCAGGAAUGUUUUAAGAAUAAUGUACAUGCAGUUAAUUAUUAUUAAGUGAUGUUUAAUUAAAAACAUUUGUUUCAAUAAGCAUGCAUAACAAACUUGCCCUUAGUCUCAGUUUAGAACCUAGUUUAGUGUUUUUACUGCGGUACUAACAUUUUGUUUUAAAGAACAGCAUUGAAAUGAAAAGAUUAUUGGUGUACCAUUGGGUUUUCUUUAGACAUGGUUCACUGAAGUAAUUGAAGUGCAUUGUUAUUGUCAAAAUAAUGUUAUUUUACAUAGUGUACCUUUCUAUAAGGACAGUGCAAUUCAUAUUUCAAAUACACAGGUACAUGUAUAUUUAAAAUGAAGUUUUUACCUCAAAAUGUCCAAAUGUAUGAAUAUAUCUGUUAGUUGUAUGAUGAGCUAGACUUGGACUAUGUCAAACUUGCCAGCAUACCAGCAGGUUUAGGAAACAUGGAUAGAUCUGUAAGUCAGAUUAGUGCUGAGAAUGGUGCAGAAGUAUAGCAAAGUGCUAAUGAUGCUGUUAUAUUGUGCAAUAAACAAAUAUUGAUAACAUGCAAACAAUCAUUAUUUUUGUAUACCUAAAGAAUACUGGGUAUAUUCAUUGUUUCUUGGUCACCUUUUUGUAUAUAAAAAAUAUUCAUUGUAGUCAGUUAUUUGUAUACAUAAAGUGUAUUCAUUUUUUAUGAAUACUGGUCAACUAGUUCUUGUUGUAAGCCACUUUCAGUAGCUUCAGGUAAUUUCAGUUAUUUGUUAUAAGUACCAGUCAGGACUAUCAACCCCUCUAUUGACUGUCCCUCCCACCAAUAACUAGAUCUGCAUGCCUGCCAGAAAGUAUAAUUUUGUUUGCCUCCAAGUUAUCUGCCAUCCGCCACCCCCUGUAACUAUCUGCCCCCUCGAGGUCCCUGGAGUAACUAAUGCCCCCCUCCCCUAACUAUCUGCCCUUUGAGGUCCCUCGAGUAACUAUCACCCUUCCAGUAACACAGUAUUGCCUGCCAGUAAGUAUCAAGUCCUCAAAUAAUAAGCUAUCAUCCUGCCGAAAACAUUGUCUUUCACCGUUAUGUCGGGUUACGUUUUUACAAAAAGGGUUAUAUGGUUAUAGUAUAAGGUAUGUUAUAAUGUUUUUAUCCUUUAUUACACAUUUUCUUUCGCUUAAACCCAAAUAAAUUCAAUCAUAACUAUUUUUGGAUAAAUUUUUGAUUUACAUUAUAGCGUCUGUUCAAUCUGUUAACAGGGAUUAACUAUAUGCUUGUAAAAAUCAUCAUCUUGUUUAAGGUUUAUUUAAAAUGCCUCAAAAAGAGAAGGAUUUAUUGAUUUGAUUACUAUGGUGUUAAAAAAACAAGAAAUUUCCAAAUUAUGUUUAGUUAGUCUAAUACUACAGAGCAUUCGGCUAGAUAUUUGAUACCAAGCAGUAUUUUCCGUUUAAGUGGUAAUCAACUGUAUAUUUCAGUAUGUAAACAAUUGAAUACUAGCUCAUUUGAAUGAAAAAAAUUUCAUUGUGCAUACUCAACUGGUUAAAAGUUGACAGUCAAUUCAUAAAUCAAGUUGAAUCUCCACAGGUUUACCCUCGGUUUUGAGCAUUUUAGAAUUUUGUGUAGUGUUUUUUCACCUGUACCUCGUUGUAGAAUGAGAAAGGUAAUUUUUCAAAGUGUUGUCACUCUUUAAAUAUUCAAUCUAACUUUGUGAUUUGAACUCCUUGAAACUUAAUUCGGUGAUUUGGUAUAUACAUACAUGUAUAUCUUAGUGUUUUCAUGAUCAUACAUGUCUGAAAAAUGCAUUUAUUUUGAACUGUUUUCAAAGUCUGCCUUAUUUGGAGAGAAUAGAUCUUGUAUAUUUCUUGUUGUGGACUUGUGGCAGCUAUUUCUGUAAUGUGUAACUUAGCACUGCUCUUUCAUUCAACCUCUUUUGAUCUCAUCCUCGAUAUCCAGGGGUUACACUCACUUUCGCUCUCUGCACCCCUGGAAUAUGUCAUAGUAAAUUUGAAGGCACAUGAUGUAGCUAAUCAAUUGGUGUCAGGUAAAAAGACCUGACCAAUCACUAGGCUGAUUCUUGACCUUUGAAGGUUACAGAGGAGCGACGCCCA